AUGAGUAGACAUCAAAACAGUUCACUAUGCAGCCUAGCUCAAUUUCUCUUGUUUCUUUUAGGGAUCUGUAAGACAGUAGUUCUUACCCAGAAUGCAACAAAUAACACAUACACAAUUAGCCGUCAUUCUUCUUUCGCCUUUUCUAACGGCCUUAGCAGUAUUGCUAUUGUUUGCCCGGGCAGUUCAGAUACCUAUAUUAGUAUAGCGUUUAGAAAACGGUUCUAUGCUAACAUAUCUCAGUACAAGUACCUCGGUAUCAUGUUAGAAGAGAUUCUCAAAUGCAAGAUAAGUCUAGAAACCAGCCGCAGUGAAUAUAGCAGUUUCAUGGCCCAGCCCGAGGGGCCCUAUACUAUCAAACAUGGGGGUUAUUUCAUUACGAUUAACUUUUCACUAACGGAUCCAGGAUGUUUGGCUCCUUUACAACUCUUACAAUCUAUUAUUACUACACCACUCAGCCUAGAAGUGUUUGCUGAAGCCAAAACAAAGUAUCAGUCAUCGCCUACCCAUAAUGGAUCCACAUCUAAUAUAUCUGACGACUCAGUCAUGCGUGAAUGGAACGCAACAUUCUGCUUCCCAAAUACCCGAAUCGCAAUUGUUGCGCCUGAGGAGCCAUCGGAUAUAGUGGCUUAUUUAUUCCGUCAAUACCACCACAACCAGCACUACAGUCAACAACAGAUAACCAAACGUCAUGAAGGAGUUGUGUCUAAUACACACAUGCAUACCUUUUUGUUUAAUUCUCCCCAACUCCUUAUAUCUCGUAAAUCCAUCGAUAACGUAUCAAACAUGACCAUUUUUAUCCCAUUGUUCAACAGCAUCAUAGUAUACAACAAACAGAUCCUUAUCUUCUUAUACCAAUUAUUCAAUACGUGCUAUGAAGUCUUCAAACAGGAAGUGCUCACUCCUACAAAAGAAUUCCCCACUAUUAAAACAUCACUAGUUCCCUUAGAAGCCGCAUUCUGCAUCCGCGUUGACGUACAAAUAAGCGCGCAAGACCCAUUAAGAUUCAAACAAAUUAUAGAUCUGAUAAAAAUGUUCUUCUGUAGUAUCAAAAGAGUCUAUCAGAAUAGAGACUCUAAACUAAUUCAGAUCUAUAACAAGAAAUUUGGUGAGUCUUCCAGCAUUGGCAUGCUACUGAACCAAAGAAACCUUGCGUACGCAGCCGCAAUCCAACUUUUCCUUGCUCAACCGAGCGAUAUAAGUGCUUUCUUCGCUACCACACAACCAAGCCCAAUUAAUAACAUUCAAAUGAACUAUCUACUUAUCGCUGCAUGCAACCGACGUAACUGGUAUAUUAAAAUCGACAUCCACGACCGUCAUUUCACAGAGACGCAAAAACGCGCUGAUCGCGUGCCAAGCAUCAAAAAGAUGCUAGCACCUAUGAGCGGCAAGUUUCUCAAAGACGUCAAACCCGCCCUCGAAGAGAUCUUCCAGCAAAACAGCACUGGGCAUAGUCAACCACCCCCAAUAAUCCAAGUCGAUCUUGAUGACCAAAUUAAUCCUGAUGAUCAAACUGACCUUGAGAGUCAAAUUACUCUUGAUGACCAAAAUGAUUCCGAAUACCAAGCCUAUCUUGAGAGUCAGAUUACUCUCGAAGACCAAGCCGACUCAGAAGCCCAAACCGAACUUGAGAGUCAAAUUAAUCCUGAUGACCAAGUCGAUCCAGAAGACCAAACUGAUCUUGAGAAUCAGAUUAAACUCGAAUACCAAAAUGAUUCCGAAUAUCAAGCCUAUCUUGAGAGUCAGAUUACUCUCGAAAACCAAGCCGACUCAGAAGCCCAAACCGAACUUGAGAGUCAAAUUACUCUUGAUGGCCAAAUCGAUCCAGAAAGUCAAACUGAUCUUGAGAAUCAGAUUAAACUCGAAUACCAAGUCGACUCAGAAGACCACGCUGAUCUUGACAAUCAAAUUACUCUUGAUGACCAAGUCGACUCAGAAGACCACGCUGAUCUUGACAAUCAAACCAAUCUCGAAUACCAAAAUGAUUCCGAAUACCAAGCCUAUCUCAAAUACCAAGCCUAUCUUGAGAGUCAAACCAAUCUUGAAUACCAAAACGAUUCCGAAUACCAAACCCGCCUCAAACAGCAAGCUUAUCUCGAAUACCAAUCCUAUCUCGAAUACCAAGCCUAUCUUGAGAGUCAAAUUAAUCUUGAAGAUCAAACAGAUUCCGAUAGCUCUCCAAUAACAAUUAGCCCAUCACAACCAAGAAUGUCUCAACCGAGCCCAGGAUCGACCACAAAACGAAAAUCACCCCGCUCUACCGGCAAACAUAUACCAGGCCGACUUCCUAAGAAGCUUCGUCUUUGCAACCCUGCCGCGUAA
This is a messenger RNA of Nematocida homosporus, 2319 nucleotides long. RefSeq lists its product as uncharacterized. Lineage: Eukaryota; Fungi; Microsporidia. Bases 1 to 2319 code for a protein of 772 amino acids. The record is from RefSeq and is a predicted model, not a curated record. The transcript has a single exon.